AACGCUGCAUACUUCACUACACUACAUUUUAAACCAUUACAGAGUGAAUACCACGUUAAUAACAGAAGAAACAGCUGUCUUAACGACAUUCAGCUGCGGCUAACGAUAAGGUCGCGACAGACCGUUGGUUUCGGUAGGCCUCUGUUAUGUAGCAUGUGAGCUAAAAUAACCCGUCACUGCGUCACGUGUUGAGAAUAGAAAAACAUAAAAACAUACAGUGUAGUUAGCCAGGCUAAGUCACUCUGUUUGUUCUGUUUAGAUAACGUUAUUCCAAUGUUUGCCGAUCGCUGUACAGUAACGCUAGUGUCGUCUUAUCUCUGCUCGUAGUUCGGCCCAGCUAGCUUUGGCCUACUUUUUAUUAAACCGUAAGUAUGUGAUUGUUUUCUUGUCUGUCUUGGUUUUUAAGUUUCACUUUAACGUUGCCUAUCUUGAGCCAGCAUAUUUGCCAAGAAACAUCCAUCCUAGGCUCAGAUAUUAUAGUCGCAGUUUAAUAGCUGCUCUGGCUGUGGCUCUAGGAAAAGUUAGUUUUUCUAAGUUAGCGUCUUUGUAGCUCGUUAUUUCCGUACAGGUGCUAGUUAGUUACGUCAGAGUGCACCUAACCUGACCCUUAAGAUGGAAGCCAGAGCUGCUGUUCAUGCCGACAGUCAGUGUCCAACUACAGCCUCCAUGUCUAGAUUAAAUACACCGCCCACGAUUGCAAAGUCAGGUGUUCUUUUUUCUAGAUCAGAUACUUGAAAGAUAAAAAUGUGGGCUGAUCAUUCAGCGUAGUGACAAUGAGUUUAUCCACUAAGCUGUUCUAGCCAAAUUCUCAGUCUUGCUCUGGAGUCGUUAUUGAGAUCAUAUUUGUCUCAUGAUGCUGUACCUCUUGUGUGGAAAUGUCUCAUUUGUAUUUGUGCACAACUGUCUGUCUCCUAAUAACCCUCUUUCAGUUCCCCGGGGAGUGUUUUUCAUUGAUUUGUAGGUUUAAAACCAUCCACUUGGCCCUUUGUGGGAAUCCCUGGAUAUGGAUAGCUUGUCCCCCCCCCCCCAAUGAGAAUACAUUGGCAGAAGAUUUUUUUUUCCUCUUCAGCAUUGGUAAACAACAGCUGAAAAUUUCUAGAAGCUUGAAUAUCCUGCCCUGCCAUUUUUUUCUACUGUAUCACUCAAAUGCCACCAAGUGUGCAGAAUGUCUCCAAGCCCAAGAAGAAACUGAGGAUGUUUUUCCACCCACCGUCCCACUUUUGUCCCCCUUUUUGCCACAACAAUAUAAGCAUUUUUGGAUCUUUUUUUUUUUUAAUUUUCUGGCUGUUUAUGUCCCCCUAUUUCUUUGCUUCAUUGGUUAUACCAAUUAAUAAAAAAUAAUAAAAAAAAAUCCCCAAAAGGACUUUGUUGCACCCACCAUCAGUAAUGUUUAGCAGUCUGGCGGAGAUAAAGAGUCUGAGAAAAGGGAUGUCGUAGGAAGACAAGUGUCUCUGGGCGACCCACCCCCCUUUUCCUCUUAUCUCACGGAUCAAGUGUUCCUUCAGGACUCCAUACCGCCUCGGAGACACCCUACCAGCAGUGCACUCAAGAGGGAGACAGCUUCUCAGCCACCUCAGGGAGAAUCCUGUUGGCCCUGAAGAGAACCAGCUGCUGGGUUUAAAGGUUGUAACCUCAUCACCUCUGCCACUCAAGACGCAUACCAGCACUACUAUGACCAACCAUGGAGAUGACUGCUACUUCUUUUACUAUUCCACCUGCACUAAAGGAGACAGCUGCCCCUUCAGACACUGUGAGGCAGCUAUGGGCAAUGAGACUGUCUGCAACCUCUGGCAGGAGGGACGCUGCUUCCGUUCUGUCUGCAAAUUUCGCCACAUGGAAAUAACAAAAAACCGUAAGGAGAUACGCUGUUACUGGGAGAACCAAGCAGCUGGCUGCCAGAAGCCACACUGUGCCUUCUUCCAUGAAAAGCCCCGCUACAUCGAUGGCAUGUUUGUCCCACCUGAUAAAAGUGUGAGCAAGAAUGAGGACCAGCUGCAUGAAGAGCCGGCUCCCCCACCACCUGCCCCUCUCCCAACGGCGGCUAAUCCCCAGCUCAGAGGUGUCAUCAAGACAGAAGCUCAGGAGCCGGUACCGAGCCCCACCCACCCACCAGUGGUGAUUAAUCCAGCAGAUGAUGACGAAGAUGAAGAUGACCAGUUCUCCGAGGAGGGAGAGGAUGGCAAGGUCGGCCCCUCCCCUAGAAAACUAUCCAAAUCAGGUGACUCCCUGAACUUUGGAGUGAGCACCCUGGAAGAGAUCCGGCUGAGGAAAGCUCUGAAGGCCAGCAUGAAGAGAGCUGGUUACCCCAUCCAGAGCGCUGACAGCUCGACCAACAGAGAGAAAGAAAACAUCCGGUCACUUUUUCAACCGCCUCUGUUCGAGGCAAGAGACGGCCCACUUGUCUUUGAAGAAACUGUGAGACCAAGAGGCAGCGUGGCUGAAAGGCUUGGAAGGAAGAUGCCCAACAAUGAUGUAACAAUGGGAGAAGGUGUCCCCCUGAAAAGGAGUCUGGCUGAGCGUCUGGGCAGAGUUAUGGACGAGGAAGAGCCAUUAAUGCCCCCUCAGAAAGCUUUAAAGCCUGUUAGGGAAAGACUAGGCCUGUCUGCUGGCCCUGCUGCACUCAUCCAAUCAGUCCCAACAGCUGAGGCCAGCACAGAGUCAAAGAGGGCUCCUGAGCAGAUCCGCAUUAAAACUCUGGAGGAGAUCAAACAGGAGAAAGCAGCAAAGUCUCAGUUGAAAGAGGGCCCUUCAGUCAUGGCUCCAGAAAUCAACAAUAGCAAUAUCAAAAAAGGCAUCAAGAGAGCCAUCACCAUAAAAAAUGACUCUGUUGGCCACAUCAAGACGUUCUCUGAGGUUCUUCAUGCUAAAAAAAGAAGGCAGGAGGAGCAGAACCACAGCCCAAAGAAGAAGCAGAGUGUGGAGAAAGCUCCAGGCAAGAACCAGGGAGAGUAUGACACAGCCGGGCCUGGUCCUGAGACUACCAACAUAGCUGGGGUUAGAGUGAAGACCCUGGAGGAGAUCCGCAGAGAGAAAGCAGCAAGGCUUCAUGCUCAGCAGGCCGUGGAGGCUGAAAACAAAAAGAGCUCUGAUACUGAGGAGAACGGUGCUCAGAAAGCCCGCCUGCUGCGCAUCAAGAAACCGGACGCUCAAGGCAGCACCACAACAGAGAAGAGUUCUGAAGGGACAGAGAAGCCUCUGAAGGCUGAGACCAGUGUUGCCAAUGGAGACUGUGUCAAGGUCAAAACCUUCGAGGAGAUUAUGCAGGAGAAACGCCUCCGCAAGCAGGAAAUGGAGGAGCAGGCCAAAGGCUCCCCUCAAGCAGAAUCAUGUCAUAAACAGACAGCUGGAGGAACCCUGAAAAGGAAAGUUCCUGCUAGAGUCAGCCUUACACCACCAGGCUCUUCAUCACCUUCCUCCACCACGCCGGCUCCCAACAUUACCCUCUCCACCCAAAAGGUCCCUGUUCGUAAACUCAUUCCUUUCAAGCCUAAGGCUGCUCCACCUCUCAACAGCAACACUACUCGUAGUACAAGAGGCACUGCUGCUGUUACCUCAGUCCCUGUGAAGCAGAGCUUUUCCCCACCGGAGGCAGACCCCGAGUCCCGCUCACAGAGCCCCAGCAGCUCGAGGGAGGUCCCAGACAAAAACACAAGAAACUCCACUGCACUGCCACCAGCUAAGCAGACCAGAGCAGCUCCUCAGGGUCCCUCUGUGGAGUCCCCUACCACCGAAAAACAAGCGAACAACAAUCACAAGACAUCCCCAGAACACACUACAGACACCAAAGUGAGGCCCAAGCUGAAUGUGAAGCCCUCUGUCAUGGUGAAACCGGGCCAGAAGAGGAGGGGGGCUGAGCGAUCUGCUGUCGCUGCUGUGAAACCUCUGAACAGUGCCUCCACAGUGCCGGAGGAGCCACUGCAGGAGAAAACAUGCAGAGACAGACAGGUUUUCCCGUCUUCCAGUGCAGAGGCUCAGCUGAGCUCUGCAGUUCCCCGUAGUCCCAGCACCUUGUUGGACUUGGGCUCCAGCUCCAGCCCACUGAGAGAGGACCUCCAGACUGUCCCGGUUUUCAAACAGAGUCUGAAUCAAGAAACCAAGCCUGUCAGUGUUGCUGCUGCUAGAGAGGCCUGCACCGUCCCCCAAAGCCCAGUCCUGAAGACUCCCACUCAGCCCAAGUCACGGAGAACGAGCGUAGCUGCUUCACGCACCGCCUCCACCUCCAGCGCCGCCGCCUCCACCUCAGCUGUGGAUGACUUCGAGGAGCUGAUAAAUGAAUUCACCGACGACCAUCUGGAAGAUGAAGAUGUGGACCCCGGCAUCGGAGAGGACGACCUGCUGCAGGAGCUGUCAGAAAUGAUCGACAGCUGAGGGCUUCAUCGUGCACAAUCAACACCCCGUACCAACUCAUCACCCACAACCUUGUCUUAUGACUCUAUAUUUACAAGAAGUAAAGACCAUCACCCACUACCCACAUCACUCUACCAUCAAGUGUUUCAAAAAGACUUUCUGUCUGUGAAGCUCAGUUUAUUUUUAGCUUUUAGUUUCAUAUUUGUUGUUCUUUACAUCGUAGACAUCUUUUUCAUUCCCUGCCUUGACGAUCGCGCGAUGGCCAAGGAGUUAUUUUGUUUUCUCGUCAUCCUUCACAAUCAUUGUGAAACAUUUCAGGUCCUGAAAAGAGAAAAUGAGUCAAUCUCUGGUGCUGGGAGACGUGGAGAACAUGAACUCUGUUGGUCAGGAGUUCCUGGAAGUGAAAUGUUGGGAAUGAUGAACGUGUCAUUGUAGAGGGGAGUCACAUCAGUGUGUAUACUGUGUAUGCAAAGGAAAGAGCAAGCUGAAUAUAGAAAUCAUAAAUACUGCUGCACUUACAGGAGCCUGCCCCCAGCUAUCUCUGUUUUUAUAUGUGAGUGAACAAGACUGCUGAUUUUCCACUCGGAUCUUAUGGAGUGCACCUUCUGCCUGUGACUGUCCUUCAGUGUUUUUAUAAUCUUUAAAAUGUGUGUAUUUUUUUAACCUGUUCUUUUAUUCGGUGAGCAACACUUUAAAACAACUAGUCUGGGAUAAAUGCUCUCUGGUCUUUAUUAAUGAACACCUCAGGGAUUGUUUUCUGAUGUUUCUAUGUUAUUUCUAUGACAAACACUGUACUUCAGUUCAGCCAUACUGUCUUCAGUUGUCUUUUUCUCUUUCUGUGUCAGCAUUGGUUUUAUCAGUGUGGUCUGAGAAAAGAUCGACUUCUCUUCGGUCUUAAUACAUGUUUGCUCUGCCCUGACCGUUUCCCACAAACUUACUGUUCAAAGUGAUGUGUACAGAUUACUGUGUAAAUAAAAAAUGAUUUUAAUGACCAGCUG
This is a messenger RNA of Larimichthys crocea (large yellow croaker), 5345 nucleotides long. RefSeq names its product zinc finger CCCH-type containing 11A (gene zc3h11a). Bases 1672 to 4368 code for a protein of 898 amino acids. Gene Ontology annotation, biological process: poly(A)+ mRNA export from nucleus. Gene Ontology annotation, molecular function: metal ion binding. The record is from RefSeq and is a predicted model, not a curated record. Lineage: Eukaryota; Metazoa; Chordata; Actinopteri; Sciaenidae. The transcript is spliced from 16 exons.